Molecule: messenger RNA, 773 nt
Organism: Spizellomyces punctatus DAOM BR117
Lineage: Eukaryota; Fungi; Chytridiomycota; Chytridiomycetes; Spizellomycetales; Spizellomycetaceae
Exons: 1
Coding region: 56-658 (200 amino acids)
Source: RefSeq, a predicted model, not a curated record
CAACUCAGACGAGCUUAUCCCACGUCCAUCUCAGCGAUCUUCGUCAAAUGCAAAAAUGCCUGCAAUACCGCUUGCAGUACAGCUGGGAACAGAAGCUUUGUCGAUCCUCGCCCUUUAUGGCGUUUACACUCAAUCGCAGCACCACUUCCCCCCGGGCCCAUAUGGCCAAGUAAUGGCCGGAGCAACGGCCGGUACCGCUCUUGCUUUAACCGCAAUGCCCUUCAAUACCCCUAUUUUUCCCGAGACAUCUGUCGAGCACCGCGCAGGACUACCCGGUCAAGGCUGGAGAAACGUGGCAAAGGCUGCUUCAGGCUAUGCCUGCUUCUUUGCUGUUGCUGAGGGUCUUCGAACGGGAAUCUAUAAAGCUCGACUGGUAGACGCAUCACGAACGGGAAGUCAGUUACCACCACGCAGUGAGGAUCCGCAAUGGCAUUUGACGAAUUUCUUUGCGGGAGGUGUAGCGGGAUUGGCGUAUCGUGCGGCGACGUUGCCCUUUUUCAAAGGGCCCUUGGAAAACCCACUGUUGACAAAGAGUGGCGUGGGGAUUCUGAUUGGCACAUUUGUCGCAAUGGGCAGUUUGAUGACCGGCUUUGGUUGGGCAGAUACCGCAUUCAACUUGGAAGUGCAUCCUGAAAAAUGGGGCAAGGUUGAACAUUGACACUUGAGCUUUUCCCACUUAGAUAGUUGGCAUGUACUAUAGCUGCAGCGGGUGGAGCCCACUUUUACCCAAAUUAUAUACAUUACAUGAUUUCAAAGGGUUUUUACAUUUCAGC